GUGCUUUCCCUCAGUGGUUGAAAUGAGUACCUUUGGGCCUUCUGGAGAGAAGAUCCAUAUAUGGAGGACUUCAAUAAAAGAGAUCAACCAUUCAUGACAAUUCAGAAAAAUGAUAGCUCAGAUAAUCUGGUAUUCCAUAUGAAAAAUGGAAUGAGAAACAUCAAGUAUAAACCAGUAGACUAUCAACAGUUGCAUGCAUUAACAGAAGCAAAAAAAUUAGCUUCUGCCUCUACAGAGCUAAAGAUCAGGAAAGCAGUGGAGACUUCAAAGAUAUCUAAGGAAAAAACACUACUAAAACAACACAAGCAAGUGUGGUGGCAGGAACACCAACGGCUAACUGAUGUCAGAUGUAAAGUGGAAUCUGAAAUAAAAUCCUUUCUCAGUGAAGAAAACAUUGGAAAUGAAUGUCUUUCUGACCUUCUAAAUUUUGAACAAGAGUUAUCAGAACAAUGGUGCACAUAUCUUAAGAAUGUGAUAAGUCCUAUUCAGCAAUUGAGAGCAGAUCUAAAAUACAGACAGCAUCACAUUUCACAGUAUUCAUGCUCACAUAUUGAGCUUAACUCGGUGAAAGUACUGGAAGAGAUUGACUUCGUGAAGAAACAAUUGAAAGCUGUCUUCGAAAGUCUUAGUCUGGAGCAACAGAAAAUAGAAAAUUAUCUUUCAGACUGGAGUAUGAAGUUACUAGAUUAUUCUUCAGAAGAAAGAAGUAACCUGCUUAGUGAACUGCCUGUGGAAUUAGAAAAUUUGGAAUGCCCAUUCCCUGAUUUAAAAUCUUCAAUUCUUCAUGAGUUCUGUAACUUUACAGAGAAUUAUCAAAAGAAACUUCAAGACGUUGAUCUGCAGUUAGAAGAUAUAUCCAGAAACUUCCAGUUAAGUGAAGAAGACCACUGGAUUUACCAGGCUGUUUUGGAUCAGUAUCCUGGAGAGCUCUGUAACAGAAGAACUCUAUAUCUGAACAUGUUACAAAGAUAUUUUCCUCACAGAUCUAGGCAUGAUUUGGUGGAACAUGAGAAAUAUUGUGAUCAAUAUCGCUUUGCCAGGGAGCAGCGAAGGAUCCUGAUAUCAAAUUGGAAUAAGAACAGGAGAGACUUUAUCCAGAAGGCUGUGCUGACCCUCACUGAGGCCUGUGCAACACAUGCAAUGGAGGACACGUUGGCUAAGGACAGGAGAAAGCAGCAGGAACUGUGUGCACAUCUGAAAGCCAAGGUUCUUCAAUGGCGAGCCCACCAGGAAGAGGUAGCACGAUUGGAAAUGGAAAUUUCUGCCAGAAGAAGAGAAAUGGAGAAGGAGAAAGAGAAACUUUGGAAGGAGAAGGAAUUGUUACAAAGAGCAGAGAAGAAAAAGAAAAUAAGAAAAUACUGGGCUAAAAAAGAACAGAAAUGGCAAGAAAUGGAAAUAAGAGAUCUUCAGCGUCUGGAAGAACUGAAGAAAUUAAUGGCUGAACAGUCCGUGAAAGACAGAGAAAGGGUUAAAUAUAGACAAGAAUUACUGGAAAAGCGUUUGAUGGAGAAAAAAGAAGUGGCCCUUCGAGACGCUCAUGAAGAAGAGGAAAGAGAGAGACGUCUAGAAGCCCUUAGGAAACAGGUUGCUAUUGUCGCUCAGUUUGAUCCCGUUAGAAUGAUGUCAGAUACAAUGGCAUCGAAAGCAAGGAUGGGUAUUGGAAUUGAAGAAGAAUAUAUUCUUCAAAAGCCACUCUUUACAUUGAAUACAUACAAUGAAUACCAGAUAAUUUCUGACCCUAGACUCCGUUUUGAGUUAGCGCUUCGAGAAGCUGGACUUCAUAAAACAUUUUAUGCCAAAGAGAUCUUACCAAAAAUCAGUCCUCAAAAACCUCCAAGAAAGGACAUGGAGUCUACUGUAUUUAAAAUAUAGUUCAUCUGCAAAUCCUAUUAUAUAGAGAGAAUCUCAAGCAAACUCUCCAUUGAGAACAGAGCCCACUGCAAGGCUUGAUCCCACAGCUCUCAGAUCAUAAUAUGAGCCUAAAUCAAGAGAUUAUGCUGAGUGAAAUAAGU
Molecule: messenger RNA, 2012 nt
Organism: Neogale vison (American mink)
Lineage: Eukaryota; Metazoa; Chordata; Mammalia; Carnivora; Mustelidae
Gene: CCDC148
Product: coiled-coil domain containing 148
Exons: 16
Coding region: 61-1872 (603 amino acids)
Source: RefSeq, a predicted model, not a curated record